AUGAGCCAAACCAACCAGACCUGGGUGACAGAAUUCUUCCUAUUGGGACUUUCUGAUGACCCUAAGACACAACUGAUACUCUUUACAUUGUUCCUGGCAGUCUACUUGGGUACCAUACUUGGAAACCUGCUCCUCACAUCCUUGGUUAUGCUUGACUCACAGCUCCAUACACCCAUGUAUUUUUUCCUAUGUAAUUUAUCUCUGGCUGAUCUCUGCUUCUCAACUACCAUUGUUCCCCAAACCUUAAUCCACAUGUUAUCUAGAAGAAAAUUAAUCUCUUUCACAGGCUGUGCUGUUCAACUUCUCCUCAUCCUGUUUUUUGGAUGUACACAGUGUUCCCUGUUAGCUGUGAUGUCUUAUGAUCGGUACCUGGCAAUCUGUGACCCAAUGCACUACCCCCUCAUCAUGACAUGGAGGGUGUGUGGCCUCCUGGCUUUAGCAUGCUGGUCAAGUGGUGUUUUAGUAUCAAUGGUCGACACUACAUUCACAUUGCGCCUUCCUUACCAAGGAGACAAUAGAAUUGCUCAUUUUAUUUGUGAACCCCCAGCACUUCUGGUUGUGGCAUCUACAGACACACAUAGUUCAGAAAUGGCCAUUUUUCUGAUGGGUGUGGUGAUUCUUCUUGCACCUGUGUCCCUGAUUAUGAUCUCAUAUGUUUGUAUCAUUGUGUCUGUGGUCAAGAUGAAGACAGCCUCAGGGAGACUCAAGGCAUUCUCUACCUGUGGCUCCCACCUCAUUGUGGUCAUCAUUUUUUAUGGAUCAGCAAUUAUCAACUACAUGACACCUAAGUCUGCCAAGGAACUAGGCAAAAUGGUAUCUGUGUUCUACGCAGUGAUAAACCCUAUGCUCAAUCCCCUCAUAUAUAGCCUGAGGAACAAGGAUGUAAAGAGGGCAUUCAGAAACACUGUAAAUAGUAAACUGUUGUGCAGAACCUGA
Messenger RNA from Dromiciops gliroides (monito del monte), 936 nucleotides. RefSeq names its product olfactory receptor 2D2-like. The record is from RefSeq and is a predicted model, not a curated record. Gene Ontology annotation, biological process: G protein-coupled receptor signaling pathway. NCBI's taxonomy places the organism in Eukaryota, Metazoa, Chordata, Mammalia, Microbiotheria, Microbiotheriidae. The transcript has a single exon. Gene Ontology annotation, molecular function: olfactory receptor activity; G protein-coupled receptor activity. The coding region runs from base 1 to 936 and encodes 311 amino acids. Gene Ontology annotation, cellular component: membrane.